Sclerotinia trifoliorum is the source of this 4085-nucleotide messenger RNA. NCBI's taxonomy places the organism in Eukaryota, Fungi, Ascomycota, Leotiomycetes, Helotiales, Sclerotiniaceae. The record is from the annotation of a GenBank genome assembly.
ACGACAUGCGAUUGGUAAAAUCCUCGUCCAUUAACACUUUCACUCGUUCAAUCACGAUUGAGAAUUGCCUUUGUGUUAAAUGGUCGGCAGUCCUACCAUCAACCAUCGCAGUGAUUCAAUCUGAUGAGCUUUCCCAAACGCUCCUAAUUGAUGGUUGGCAAUGAGAAUGUCGAAGAUUGUCUUGGAAUUUUGUAUCUUCUCAGGCACAUUGUUUUAGCUACGAAUACAUACAGGGGUGAUUUGCGUUCAAUUCGGGUCUUUCAAGUGGUGGAUUCCUGUUUUCCAUGUAACAGCAGCUUGAUAGCACCCUUCAGUCACACGGAGAAAAUAUGAUUUGUCGGACGAGAGCCUACCGUGGUGGUUGGGAUUAUAAUUUUCUGCGUUUAUUCCCCUGCAUCUUUUUGCCUCGUGCUACACAAGGUACUCAUGAAUCUAGUUUUGGGCAUUGAUAUCUGUGCCGCCUGUCAUCUAUUCAAUAACGCAAAUCAUUUCCAUGAUUGCGAAUACUAAAGGCAAAAGUGACUCAAGCAUUGGCCUUUCCAUAACAUAGCCUUUUGGAAUCUUCUCCUUUUUCUUCCUUUUCCCUUCAUUCUCCCAUUCCUCUCGACAGCAUUAUUCUGCUAUCACGAAAGCCUGAACACAGAAAAGUCAUGGAAACGUCAAAGCCUACCAACAAUGACGUCCCUUAUGGAUGUAGACUUCUCCCGCAGCUAGUUGAUGAAAAGGCUGAAAGUCAUCCAACCCAACUAAUGGGUAUGAUUGCAAAAUCAUCGGAUCUUUCACAUGGAUUCUUCGAAUUCACCUACAAAGAUAUUGCAAAUGCUGUUAACUUCAUGUCUUGGUGGUUGUUACAGAAGCUGGGACCACCAAGCGAGGACAAGAACACAAUAGCCUACGUAGUAUGUUUUCUCGAACCGUAUAUUGGAGGCACUAAUAAUAAAUAUAUAGGGAAUCACUGACUUCAGAUACCUCGUUAUGGAGCUUGCUGCCAUAAAAAUUCGAUAUAUCGUAAGUGAAAUUGCUUGAUAAAUUGUUUGUAUAGACUGAACGUAGGAAUCGCAGAUUCUAAUUCCAUCGAUUCGUAACUCGCAAGAAAACUUUGCCGGUUUAUUCAAUAAAACUAAUGUUAAUGGCCUUUUCUUCUCCAGCAAACUGCCCAUAAACAUAACAGGACUAGUACAUCUGAGACCGGCCAUGAAAGCUUUCGAGAUACCAGAGUUUGAUGAGAUGACCCAGGAAGAAGGCCCCCCUUAUCUUUACAGCAAGACUUGGGACGAAGCAAAAGACGAUAUAAUCAUCUGCCACCAUACAUCUGGGACUACUGGAUUACCAAAGCCAAUUUACCAUACUCAUAGAUUCUACUCUGUUCUGGACGCAUUGAGGAAAUUACGCCACAUCAAAUCAGACGCUGAACCAUUUGGGAUAUUUCUCAUUGGCGAGGUUCCAAAUACUCGUGUCUAUUAUGGCAUGCCUUUCUUUCAUUUCGGUGGGUGCGCAUCUGUAUUUUCUGCAUUGUUUAAUGAAGCUGUUGCCGUCCUUGGGCCUACCGACAGCCUAGUCAACGCCAAAUUGGUCUGCGAUAUUGUAAGAAAGGCCAGAUGUCGCGUAAUUGUCCAGGUCCCUUCAAUCACGGAUGAUAUUGCAAAAUACUUCUACCGAGAAUUUUUAGAAUUGCUUCCUGAUUUAGAAAUCAUUAUCAGUUCUGGUGGACCUCUUUCGGCUACCACAGGUGAUCUCCUUGCUUCCAAAGUCAGAUUGGGGCAAGUUUAUGGUUCAACCGAAGCAGGAUCACUUGCUCAGCAAGAAACAAGCGACGAGGAUUGGGGGUGGAUGAGAUUUAACUUUGAUAUUGGAGGUCUGAAAAUGGAACCACUUGAGGAUGAUCCUGGAAGAUAUGAGCUUGUUAUACGCAAAGUACCACAAGAUGCUUGGGUCCAAGGAGUAUUUGCAAUUUUCCCCAGUCUUGAAGAGUGGAGAACAAGGGACGUUUUUGAGAAACAUUCAAGCAAGCCACUUUACAGAUUUUCUGGUCGUAUUGAUGACGUUAUAGUUCUUUCAAACGGAGAGAAGUUGAAUCCGGUCAGGAUGGAAAUCAUCAUAUGCGCGCAUGAACUGUUAACUGGGGCUCUAGUCAUUGGUCUCGGAAGAACACAAGUUGCACUACUUGUUGAGUCAAAGGAAAUCCUUCCUGACUCAAUUCUCAUUGAUGCCGUAUGGCCUAUGAUCGAACAAGCAAACGAGGCGGCUCCAGGUCAUGGGAGAAUUCUUAGAAAUAUGAUUCUAGUCGCUAGGUCCGAGAAGCCAUUUCAACGAACAGGAAAGGGGUCAAUUAUAAGAGCUCGAACAAUCGCGUUAUAUGAACAGGAAAUUGAUCUUCUCUACACUACUUCAAUCAAAUCAAUCAAUGUGGGCUCUUGGGGUAGUUUCCCCACUGCUCCGUUGAUGCAGAUUCCCUUUGAAACCUUUCAACAAUUUAUCAAUGAUUGUGUGGUAUAUCUUCAACGUUUAUCAAAAGCAAUAACGGUUGGAGCCAACAACGAAAUUCUACCUGCGGAUGACGACUUUUCCGUCCUCGGCCUAGAUUCCCUUAAGAUUACUCAACUGUCCAACAUGAUUCAAUCAAGUUUCCAACCUCUUGUGCCUACCGCUCAACUCUCGAAUCUCACAACAAGAUUCAUCUACGAAAAUUCAACAAUAAAAAGGCUUUCUAUAGCUAUUUUCAAAAUGACAUACCCACCCAAAUGCGUUUCGGAAGAGCUCGGUCGCCUAGAAAAGAAUUCUCUUGCGCUCGCCUCGGCUAAUAAAUAUUUGGAAGAGCUUAUUCGGAAUUAUUCCAGUGAUUUCCCAGCCAAAGAAGCAAAAAAAAUCAACAAGCCUCAUGGUGAAGGUCUUCAUGUACUUCUCACCGGGUCGACGGGCUACCUAGGAUACUACCUUCUCAAAGCUCUAACCGGCGACUCCAAUGUCGCAAAGAUCUUAUGCUUUGAUCGUGGUUCGAAGGAGCCGAGGAACAAUGUCAUGGCAGAGUUCGGUGACUUGGACGGGGUGGCGAAGGUCCAGUUUGUCAAGGUAUCUUUUGGGGAACCAAGAUUUGGCUUGACUCCUGCCGCCCAUCAAAGCUUUCUUGAUACUGUUGAUGUUAUCAUACACAAUGCUUGGCCUGUCGAUUUUAAUUUAUCGAUUAAGUCUUUCGAAAAGGUUCAUAUUGCGGGUAUUCGAAAUUUCAUAGAUUGGUCCAUAUUAUCUCCACGCAAAGUCACAAUUCAAUUCGUGAGCUCUGUAGGGUCAUUUGGGAACUGGUCAUCUCUUCGGCCCAAAACACCUGUUUCUGAGGAGGUAUUCACCGAUGGCAAAUUGCCAACGCUAGGCUAUGGACAGUCCAAGUUCGUAGCGGAGAAUAUACUGAAUAACGCUGCAAAGCAAUGUGGUAUCUCAAUUGAUAUAUUGAGAUGUGGCCAACUUGGUGGCCCAGUUGGUGACGGAAAGAAGAAGUGGAACACUCGAGACUGGUUUCCGAUUUUGAUGCAAACUUCCAAAGCUCUGGGAUUGAUACCAAGUGAUCUUGGAGCACAAAAUCUUGUGCAGUGGAUUCCAAUUGAUAGUGUAUCACAAAUUAUAAUUGAGUUGAUGCAUGAAAGUGGUACGAGAGAAGGCUUGACAACUUUCAAUCUCAUCAAUCCCUCAUUUGCCAAUUGGACGGACCUUCUUCCUACGGUCAAAGAUGUACUCGAGGUUACCGAAGAAGCUUCGUUUCAAGAUUGGCUCAAAGAACUUAAGAAACAUGAUGCUAAAUCAAGAGAUGAACUCGAGAAAUAUCCUGCACUUAAGCUUUUGAGCUUUUAUGAAUGGGUAGCUAGUGAGGAGCAAUUGGUUAUAGUUAGUGAUAAUGCGAAAGCUGCGAGUGCUUCCUUUAGGGGAUUGAGUCCAACUAGCAAGGAAGUGAUUGGAAGAUGGGUGAAUGAUUGGGGAUUUUAAGGUGACGGGAUUCUUUAAGUGAUAGUUAUUUCUUGGAUCAAGAAUAUUAACUAUGCCCUUUCAAACUUAUCGCCCACUGUUCAGAAUUGUGUUCAAAGCUUUCUAGAUUU